AUGUGCGUUGCUAUUGCCGGUGCGUCUGCAGCGCCCACAUCCGUCCAGGCGCGUCAUGGUGGACAUGCUGAGGCCGCGGUGGCAACAACGACCACAACCUCCUCCUCCUCACCACCACCACCAUUGGGCGCAUCUUUCCAAUCGUUGUCGCCAAGUAGCGGAAAUAUUACCAGUGGCAUUGCGUUGGCUGCUCCCACUGCUGUAACACGCGCGUAUUCGAACAUGCAAAGCUCAUCAGCCAUGGCAACUGCUUCCGUCUCGAAUGGGCCAGAUAUCCACAUGUCGCUAAGCCUGAAGGCUGGAACGACUGUAGCUGCGGAUGCUCCGUUGAUGGAUGCGAUGCACGUAGCGCAUGAGAAACAUGGGGCACACGAUCACUCCUCGGAGUUUUCCUACGAUUCACUGACGCCAGAACAAUGGCCAACCUUUUGCACGGUACCUACAGCUGCUGACAAAAAGGCGAAUGCAGACAUGCAAGACUGCAUUGUGUCGGAUGAGUUGGAUAUACCCAUAGGCGCGGACAAGGCUGGAUGGGCACUUCGUCCGAGCCCUUUACUCAACUUGUCAAACGUACAUGCUCACGCACAUGGCACGGACGAAGUUAUGAUUACACUUAACGAGACUCGUUUGUACCUUCGAAAGGGAGCUGUGCCACUGAGUUAUGUUGAAUGGGACUUUGGCAGCGGUCUUGGUCGCUUGUCGGAGCUGCGACGCUUCGUAAGCGAUGAUGCGAUGCAAAUCCAGGCAACAUGGCCCAACCGGUCAGUCGUCGGUGCCUCGGGGGGGUACUGGCGCACGCUGGGCGACAUUGACUAUCCUGUGUCGUGGGAUUCUCUCCGGGAGGACAUCAAGUGGCGCACAAACGAAGGCAAGCAGGAGCCUGCACGACACACAGGGCUUCUUGUGUUCUCUUCCGUGCUUUUCAUCAUGGCUUGCUUUAUUCUUUUGCCGGUUCUGCUGUGCCUUCAAGCAGCACGGUCGACGCUCGUUCCGCUAUUCUCUCUGCUUUUCCUCGUCGUCUUGACCCUGUCGCUAUUCUUUGGCCGCUUGUACUUUGCGCUCACGCCGGAGCUGUACCCACCCAGUGUAUUGCCCAAUCUCGUUUUGAGCUUUUAUGCCCUUUCGCUCGCGUGCUUCGGGGUCACGGCUGCAAAACUGCUUCUCCUGCUUGUGCCCCUUUUCCGUGGGCGUCUUCGCUCGUGGAAUGAUCUACACCACAUCAUGCGCAUGCUUACACAAGGUCCGUCUCCUGGGCUGCACGAGCGAGACGAGGGUUAUCGGUCCAAUCUGUCCCACUCGACGGCGAGCACAGACGGCACGCUCAUGGAGCAAGUGCCAGACUCGCCAGCUGUUCAUGCGAUGGACCGUGGAGAGUCGUUUGUCAUGUUUGACCAGGAGCGUGAGCCGGACGCGCCUCUGCUCGAUUCACCCGCGUCUGUUGACUCUGGUCUGUACGUGCCGAUGCCGAUGCACCGGCCCUGGGAACGCUUUGUCAUGCGCCACCCUCGUGUGCAUUUUACUCUUCAAGUCGCAUACACCACCUUGUCGCGUGGUCUUGUGCCCCUGGCGUCGACCAUUGUUUAUGUUUCGAUAGCGAUCUACACGGGCUCGUGCCGCCGCGGCUACAAGAAUGUGUGUCUUGCGCACGGCAUCAAGGGUGCAAUAUUCUUCUGGUAUGGAAUACUCACGUUCGCCCGCUAUCUGGGCGCAUUUGGCGACUAUGGAUGGGCAUGGAAUAAGCGGCCUACGCCAGAGAAUUCGAUGCACAGUCGAGCGUCGUUCUGGCGUCGGAACAUGCCAUCAGCUGAGUUUGUCGAGAGUCUUGUGAUUUUCCUUUACGGCAUCUCGAACACAUGGCUUGAGCGACUGGGAGCGCGUCCAGGCGAUCCAUAUACUGUGAAGCAGAUCCAGCACAUCUCAAUUGCCGUCAUGUUCUGGUUCAUUGGUCUGGUCGGCAUGGCGCUCGAGUCCAAGUCGGUCCGGAAUAUGCUGGGCUACGCUGUUGUUCGUCGGCACCCGGCCGCCACACCAGCGCGUGCUAAUGAAGACGAGACCCUUGCGCAGGCACAGCCACCAUCCUACAGCCAGAGCUUCAACCCAUUCCCAUCGCUUGUCAUUGGCGUCACGGGUGUGGCAAUGGCUGCGCAUCAUCAGGACUACCUGUAUGAAGUCCAAGUCCAUAUUUUAUGGGGCCAAAUGCUUGCUGCCUUUGCAGUCUUGCGCUGGCUUACUUACUUUUUCUUGUGGAUUCGUCCACCGACUAGCACGCUACCGAGUCGCCCACCGACAGAGGCGGUAGCCUCCUUCGCACUAUGUUGUGGUGGGCUGUUGUUCAUGCUUUCGAAUGAAGAGGUGUCAUUCGCAGCGAUGCGCUCUGACUAUGCGGAUGCCAUGGCCAUGCUGAACCUUGCCAUUUCUAUUGUAGCCUUAGUCUUUUGCUGGACGUUCUGCGUGAUGAUGAUCAAGGCCUGGGCUUUCCGACGCGACGUACAAGCUUGGGAGCCACUUGCACGACCUGCUGCACAAGCGGCCUCGUCAACUGAGCCGUGGAUAAAAGAACAACCAUUUGCUGCUUCCGACGUUUCUCACAAACCAAGCUAA
Malassezia globosa CBS 7966 is the source of this 2601-nucleotide messenger RNA. RefSeq lists its product as uncharacterized. The transcript has a single exon. NCBI's taxonomy places the organism in Eukaryota, Fungi, Basidiomycota, Malasseziomycetes, Malasseziales, Malasseziaceae. The record is from RefSeq and is a predicted model, not a curated record. Bases 1 to 2601 code for a protein of 866 amino acids.